Messenger RNA from Daldinia childiae, 945 nucleotides. Its product is annotated as putative cfem domain-containing protein. The coding region runs from base 1 to 945 and encodes 314 amino acids. The transcript has 5 exons. Lineage: Eukaryota; Fungi; Ascomycota; Sordariomycetes; Xylariales; Hypoxylaceae. The record is from RefSeq and is a predicted model, not a curated record.
AUGAAGUUCUCUGCGAUCCUCGUUGGCGCUGCUGCUGCCGUUGUCGCGGCUCAGGGCUCCGGCUUCCCUCAGGGCUUCCCUGAGUGCGGUAUCACCUGCGUCAACAACAUGUUGAGCCAAGCAUCCGAACUUGGAUGUUCCGACAUCACCCCCUCGUGCCUCUGCACCAAACAGAACUUCAUAUACGGAGUUAGAGACUGCGCUACGGAGUCGUGCCCUGACCAAUCCGUCGCCCAGCAGGUCAUCCAGUACGGUAGUCAAUACUGCGCUAGUGUCGGUGUUGCUGUCUCUGGUAUUCCCUCUGCUACUGGCCAGAACCCUACUGCCUCCACUACUGUGGUUGCGACCGAUUCUCCCACCGUCAACCCUAGUUCUUCUCAGGGAUCAGCUUCGGCCUCGGCUUCGGCCUCGUCGGAUUCGUCAGCCUCGACGGCUUCUGAAGGUUCAACUUCCGGAGGAUCAGCAACUCAAGAGUCCAGCAGUAAGAGCCUCUCCUUCACCAUCGUAACAGGCAGCUACGGUGACGUUUAUAUCUCAAUGCUCACAGACAAUUCAGCUUCCGGCACUGGUGUUCUUGUACCUAUCACUACCGAGACCAUCUCGACUACUAUCAGCGGCAGUGAUGGCCCUAUCACCUCGGCUGUUACCAGCACUGUCUUCUCGACUUCUGAAGCUUCUGCCUCGGGAAGUGUCACCUCUGGUACCGAGUCUGGAUCUGUCACUACGGGUGUGAUCGAGUCGUCUGUUACUACCAACGGCUCAACUCUGGUAACUAGCAUCACUACCACUGGCCCGGCAAGCAGCCAAACCUCGGAGGGAAGCAGCGAAUCUGCCCCCAACGGAAGCGCCGAGUCGGGUUCAUCUACCUCGAAUCCCGCCGCACAGCGAACCGCAGCACCAGCCGGCCUCAUUGCCGCCGCUGGUUUGGCCGCUCUGAUGCUAUAA